UUCAAAUUGAAAAAAGAUGAACGCUAUACCGUUCUAAAAAAAAAAAUAAUGAACUGAUUAUGGCUCAAUGCGAUUUGCAAAAAAUAUUUUUGGACGCAUUUUAUUGUCUGAUUGUCAGUCACAACAAACAGAGAAAGAGAAAACGAAGAGAGUCGAAUAAGCCGAUUUAAUAACGAAAAUAAGAACGACCGUAUUCGAAAAUAUUAUUUUUGAAAACCAAAAGAAAAUUGAAAAAAUCCGAUACAUGGAAAAUGAUCUUGUCCCCCAAUAUUUAUGUAACAAAAUUAGAUAUGCGAAUGGAUUCCACAAUAGAAACACAAGAAGCAGAAAUGAAUUUAGGCUUCCUGAUAUAAGAACUGAGAACGCAAGAAAAUGUAUAUUGUACAACGGAGUAAAAUUACUUAACGAUUUGCCAAAUGAACUAAAGAAUAUAAAUAGUAUUAACAUAUUUAAAAAGAGACUUGCCUUGCACAUAAAAGAAUAGGAUUUAGGGAUUUUAUUAAAUGUACAACCAAAAAAAAAGCGAAAGCUAAUCACAAAUAAAAUAAAAAUACAUUCCCGUCUCAGUCCGUCUGAAAGAUAUAUUUUCUAUGAUCGUAGAAAUUCUUUUUAAGAUUCGAUCUUUAAAUCAAAAAUGUGCAUUAAAAGGAUUAUUUUCCAAGUGCGUCAACCUGCCAAAUAGAAACCGAAAUAAAAAGCAUCUUUCAAUAUAUAUUUUUUUUCUUAAGUUAUAAUGAGCAAUUUCAGCCGCAACUUCAAUGAAAUAUAAAAAAGUGCCAAAAAUUCAUGCACACGGACAAAGGAGUACACGUGACUCAAACAAUAAAAAUCAUCAUAGAUUCAAGCAAUAAAAACUACAUGCAGAGUUAUCGAAUAAAAUACCACAAAAAAUCACAUGAAAUGGUGAAAUGAUUGGACGAAGAUCAGAACGGAACAGCAUUUCCUCAAUGUUGGUGUUAUGCUCUCUCACUCGUGUCCUUUGUAGGCAUUGAAGAGACGAGUAAACAAUUAAUAUGAACAAAUAGACGGCGACGUUGACGACAACAAGGUGUUGUGUGUAUUGGUCUGUGCGUGUACUCUUUGUUUGUGUGUAUGUGUGUGUGUGUGAGUGCUGUUGAUCAACGAUAUGAUUUCGAUAGUUUUUAAAUGGUGCUAGACGACAGUGGUAGGGAUGACGUCACGCACUGCAUGCGUUUGGCGUACUCACUAUUGCAGCCGAACGUCGUUCACACACGUGUAUCAGUUCCUUUUCAGCAUUUGCACUCGUAACACACAUUUUUCGGUGCACUCCGUACUCGUCGCACAAAUAAAGACUUAGAAAAUUUAAUUUUGAAAAUUUGUUCUAUUCCAACAAAGAUAACACAAUUUUUCGAAGUUCAACCAAAAGUGAAAAUAACUGACCGAACCAAGGAAAUUCAAUUAGUUUUUGUAUUGAGUCAAAAGUGAAGAGACAUUCAUGCAUAACUUUGCCGGUUUUUUGUGAUAAAUUGAAUUUUUUUUAAAUUGAAAUUUCGUAAUUUGUGUGGGCAGUUGCAAAGAAAUCAUACAAGUGUGAAGAUCGGAGAUAAAGCAAGUAUCUGGUAUUGAAGAACGGAAAUUAAAUAAAAGACAGACAUGGAACAUCAUCGCAUUUACAAUAAUCCGCCUUUGCACUGGGGCUAUUCGUCAACGUCGCACGCGAUGCAUAAUACUUGGGUUCCGCCUCCAAGUCGUGGCACUAAACGAUCUAUCUCCGAAAGUGAUUGCGAAGAUAACUACUCGGAAACAUCGUCCAAAGAUACAUCGCCAAAAGGUGAUGCAGACAGUUGCCAGCAAUUGACCCGUAAGAAGCGACGUGGUGUGAUUGAGAAGAAGCGUCGUGACCGGAUCAAUUCGUCAUUGUCUGAGCUCAAGCGCUUAGUCCCAUCGGCUUACGAAAAGCAAGGCUCAUCGAAAUUGGAGAAGGCUGAAAUUUUACAAUUAACUGUUGAUCACUUGAAAAAUCUCCACUCAAAAGGAAUAGAUUCGAUGACAUUUGAUCCGCAGCGAUACGCGAUGGAUUAUCACGUAAUUGGUUUUCAAGAGUGUGUUUCUGAAGUGGCUCGAUAUUUGAUUGCCCACGAAGGCAUGGAUAUUCAAAAUCCAUUGCGGAUGCGUCUGUUGUCUCAUCUCCGGUGCUUUGCCGCCCAACGUGAGCUGUCAAUAAAGUCAGCGACUCCGUCUGCCAAUCAGAAUUGGACAGCAACCACCCCAGCAUAUCCAUUGCCACAGAAUAAUUACGCAUCAACAACGACCAGUGCAUUGGCACCACCGCCACCGCCACCACUCUUAGCUCCACGAUCGUUACAAACACCCACCACAUCAACAGUCACUUCAUCGAUAUUGGCAUCAUCGGUUCCAUCCAGCCCAGCGACAGCAAUGUAUUCCAGUAGCUACGCAUCAUCCUCCAAUUAUCCAUACGUUCCAAAUUUGGCGCCGACAGGAUCCAGCGACAUUUUCGCCGAACCACACACACCAACAAGCACCGCUGGAGCUGUGCCGUCAAACGAAUCACUUUCAGCCCAUGCACAAAUGCAGACACAUCAACAGCAACAGCAGCAACAGCAGCAACAAAAUCAUUAUGUGCAACAUCAAGAUCAGAAUGGGUCCACGUACACAGAUCUGUCAUCGACUCAGCGCAACGCUGUGGUUAGCAUUGGAUACACCAAUCAGUAUAAUCCAAUGUCGGGUUUCAGUCACACGGCUACUGAACACAGCCAUCAUGAAGACUCAUUGUCUGGAACAUACAAUAACAAACCAUAUCGUCCAUGGGGCGGCCCAGAAAUGGCCUAUUGAACCAACCAAUUUUAUGAAUGCAUUUCAUUUUUUGUAGAGACAAAAAUGAUGACGAUCUCCAUUUUUAUGUAUAAAAAUCCUUUUGAACUUUCGAAGAAAAACAAAUUUUUCUAACAAAACGCACAACGUAAACGAAAAUCACAUAAUUUAUUAAUAAUUUUUACAACGAAAUUCUAAAGCGGAAAGAAAUACAAUUUUCUCUCGCAUAUAUAUUUUUUGUAACGACAAGCGCCUAGUCAUAGCAUUGUAAGGAUUGUAUAUAUUUAUAUCAAAUUAUUUUAUUUUUCUGAAUUGAAUGAAAAAGAACGUAUUUUGCUCAACAUAACUUAAUGUUACAAUUCAAAUGUAACCAAGUCUAAGUCAUUCCAUUGAGGAAAUGAGAACGAAAAAAAAUUGUAGCUUUAAAAUGGCAGGAACAACCAUAUAUAAUAUAACAAACAUAUGAAUUAUUUAUUUUUCCAUACUUAUUAAGACAAAAAAAC
Sitodiplosis mosellana (orange wheat blossom midge) is the source of this 3296-nucleotide messenger RNA. RefSeq names its product hairy/enhancer-of-split related with YRPW motif protein (gene Hey). Bases 1615 to 2814 code for a protein of 399 amino acids. Gene Ontology annotation, molecular function: protein dimerization activity; DNA-binding transcription factor activity, RNA polymerase II-specific; RNA polymerase II cis-regulatory region sequence-specific DNA binding. The transcript is spliced from 3 exons. NCBI's taxonomy places the organism in Eukaryota, Metazoa, Arthropoda, Insecta, Diptera, Cecidomyiidae. Gene Ontology annotation, cellular component: nucleus. Gene Ontology annotation, biological process: regulation of transcription by RNA polymerase II; regulation of neurogenesis; anterior/posterior pattern specification. The record is from RefSeq and is a predicted model, not a curated record.